This is a messenger RNA of Symbiodinium sp. CCMP2456, 1044 nucleotides long. The record is from the annotation of a GenBank genome assembly. Lineage: Eukaryota; Dinophyceae; Suessiales; Symbiodiniaceae.
AUGAGCUCGAACAGGUUUCCUGUAGGCUUGUUAAGUGGCGCGGUCCUUGGGGCGUUUGGUGGAUGGCUGCUUUCCACCCAGCAGAGCCUGUGCCGCGGUGACUGGUACAGCGCGAGUCCGUCUAAGGCAACUGCAGUCGCUGAACAAUCUGGCGAGUACAGUUGGCUGAAGACUUUGUGCCAAGGAGCACCAGCUGAUUGCCAGAGAACCGUGGAAUCCUGCCUUGCGCAAACGCGGAAAGGUGAGGUUUCUGCGCCAGCGUCAGCAGUUUCAGCGGCGGCAUCGGUGGCAUCAGCAACACCGAAUAGUGGCAUUACGAAGGUCAGGACUCAAUUUCCAUGGAUGAGAAAAAAGAGGCUACCUUGUAUGUCAGCGGUCGUCAGCAAUUGCAGCCAAAGGGAUUGUUCGCACAUGGAUUUGUAUCAGUUCGGCAUUUUCCAGGCGACCUCAAUGGCUGGUAUUGCCGCGGAAUUCCGGACAUUUAAUGCAAAUUAUUCACGCUUUUGGGGCUUCGACUCAUUCCAGGGUCUUCCUGAUGAAGGCACCAACCAUCGGGCAGCACUGCCCCCAAAUUUCUCACAACGCCAAAUCCAAGGCGAUUAUGACAAGAUGGCAAAGGCUGUCUGGUUUCCAGGAAGCUUCAACAUGCGACAGGCAUUCCGCACAUCCAAUUUUAUGAAGAUGAUCGACGCCGUUGAAGAGAAGAUCAAUGAUCCCCGAGCCAAUUUCAUUAGAGGGUUUUACAAUGAGUCUCUGACCGCAGCCACCUUCCGUUUGUUGCCAUUCCGCCCGGCUUUGUACGUGGACAUUGAUGUGGACUUGUAUUCUUCAACAUACCAGGCAUUGGAGUGGUUGGCGCAGUUUGGCCUCCUGGUGCCAGGCACGAUAAUUGGCUACGAUGAUUGGGUUACGGGAGGGGAGAAUGGAGAGCAAAGAGCCCACAAGGAUAUUCUGGAGAAGUUUCCCAAAUUGAGAAUGGCUCCAUACACGUCACCUGGCUAUUCACAUUGGCCAGGUUGUUUCAUUGUGACGGAAACGCGUUGA